Dermatophagoides farinae (American house dust mite) is the source of this 1011-nucleotide messenger RNA. Its product is annotated as gamma-glutamylcyclotransferase. The record is from RefSeq and is a predicted model, not a curated record. NCBI's taxonomy places the organism in Eukaryota, Metazoa, Arthropoda, Arachnida, Sarcoptiformes, Pyroglyphidae. Gene Ontology annotation, molecular function: gamma-glutamylcyclotransferase activity.
AAAGAAUCCUCAUGAGGAUAUUUCAAGCGUAAUUCAAUGUAAUGAUGUCAAAAUAGGACAAAUAUCAUAUCAUAUUUCCAUUAUAAUUUCUGGAUCUCAAAGCUCAUAAAAUAUUUGAAGUGAAUGGAGAAAAAAAUCGAUUGACAGCUGGUUAGUUUGUCAAAUGUCCUUUUCAAUUUUAUAUGUCAAAUAUACAAAAAAAAACAAUCUUAUUGAUAAUACGAAAACAACAGAAAAGGAUCGAAACAAAAUUAAGAAAUUACGGCAUCAAAUGAGUAGGAUAAUUGAAUUUUUUUAAAUUAUUUAAAAACAUGCCAACUGCCGCAAAACAUUUUGUCUACUAUUUUUGUUAUGGUUCGAAUCUGCUCAUUCAACGAAUGAGAAUCAACAAUAAAAGUGCAACUAAACAUGCCAAUGGAUUAUUGACCGGAUUUAAACUUUCAUUCGCUGGUAAUUCUCAAUUAUGGAAGGGUGCAACGGCUAAUAUUGUACAGGAUUCGAAUAGUGUCGUUUAUGGUGCUGUCUAUACACUUGACAAAGAUGACAUUGAUAAUCUAGAUCGACAAGAAUGUGGCUAUGAUCCUAUAGAAGUCAUAGUAAAACUAUAUGAAACCAAUGAUCAACCAAUGAUAACAUGUCGUACGUAUGUACAGAAAUCUAAUUAUGCCAAUGUCAACGGAAACGAACCGAUUCCAAGUCGACUAUAUAAAGAAAUUAUCAUCAAGGGUGCCAAAGAGAAUAAUUUACCCGAACAUUAUAUCGAAAAUGUUAUCAAAACAUUCAAGGAUAAUGGAAUUAUUGAAUGUGGCCCGUCUGGAUUGAAUGAAUUUCUCAAGAAUUAGAAUUAAUAAAUUUUUAAGCAAAUAAUUUUGUUGUUAGAAAAUAAAAGGGCAAAUUUUUUCCCCAUGUUUUAGAAGAAUUAAGCAUUUUAAUCUUCAUAUAAGUAGGAGAUGCUUUACUUGGAAAAAAUGGCAAAUAGUAGUUCCAAAAAGACAAAGUGCCAUCAAUCUG